This is a messenger RNA of Manis pentadactyla (Chinese pangolin), 9501 nucleotides long. RefSeq names its product rabenosyn, RAB effector (gene RBSN). Gene Ontology annotation, molecular function: metal ion binding. The coding region runs from base 2458 to 4785 and encodes 775 amino acids. Lineage: Eukaryota; Metazoa; Chordata; Mammalia; Pholidota; Manidae. The transcript has 11 exons. The record is from RefSeq and is a predicted model, not a curated record.
GAGGUGGCGGGCUGGGCCGUGGCUGCGUGAGAGACCGCGGAGGCCCAGGGCCGGGGCGAACACCGGGCGGGCCUGGGCCGCCGCGGGAGUCCUGCCGGGUACAGGGGGCCGCGCCGGGCUGAGCGGCAGGGACGCGGCUGCCCGCAGGAACGUAGACGGGCGGCCGCGGGUGUGGGGGGCGUGUGUGUGACGUGCGCGGUGGGAGAUGGGGCCUCGGCCGUGCCGCCGCCGUGUGCGUGAGGUGACUGGGCUCUGGUUGUGUGGGUGCGCGGGCCCGCGGGUGGGUGCGGUUGUAUUUGGUUAUGUGGCUGAGGGGUGGGCGGGUGGCUGUCUCCCGGGUGGUGUGUUUGGUUCUCUAGUUGCUUUAGGUUGAGACGUUAUAGGCUCUUGAGUUUGUGCGGAGUUGUUGAUAGGGUUUUGUGUGGCGUCGGUGCAAUUGGUGGCGUCACGUCUGCUCUUUCGUGUGUUACGCGACGUGUGCACAGUCGUGCCGAUUUAUGUGGAGGGUGGUUGUGUGCUCUCGUGAGGCCGUCAUGAGUGCGGCUGUGGAAUGUGUAUCUGUGAGGUACGUAGCAGGGUAGCAUUUGUGCCGGACCUAGAGUUGCAGGACAUGUAGAUUUUAUUUUUAUUUUUUACUUGGGUUAGGGUGUGCGGGGCUUGCCUGUGUUAUCGUUGUGGGGUCUGGCUAGGUGGUUUGCAGUAGAUUUCUUUGGUUUGUGGUGGGUGUGUGGUUAUAUGAAUUUACAGUUCAUUCAUUCAUUCGUGGAGCUGUAUGGCGUUGCUUCGAGGUUUGUGCCAGGCCCUGGCCUAGAUCCUGGGCCUGGCGGGGAAAACAGGCAGUCUCUGCCCUCAUAGAGUUUAGUCUUAUGUAUUUAGUCAUUUUAUAUGCUUAUGAUUAUAAAUUGGGGUAAAUGCUGUGAAGGAAAAGAACCGGGCUGGCCCAUGGGAGAAUUCAAGUAAGAGACAUUUGCUUAAAGAAGCGAGGUUGGGUUGAGAUGUGAGGGGUGUGUAUGUGUUUAAUUUGUGGUUGUGAGGGGUGAGUGGUGGGAAGGAAGGGGGCUUUGGGAGUCAGGGAGUCCGAAGAACCAUUGGUUUGGAAGGGAACUGGAGCUUCUCUUUCAGCGAGCAUCUGGAAACGGGGCUGACAUCGGCACGUGUACAGUCACUGGGUUUCUUAGAGGUAAAAACCAGGGACCUAGUGUUUCAUUUCACCACCACCCUUAAGUUUUGAGGCCUGGGCGGUCUCCCCUCAGUGACUCUCUCAAAGCCGAGGGUCACACGGUCCCUCUCACCUCUCUACUGUCGUUUGGAGCCUCAGGGGCUUGGGGAGAAAUUUCUCUGCUUCUGUGGAAUGGUUUUAUAUAGGUUCUCCCAAUGGCCAGGAGUUUUUCUUAGGUGACAUUGGAAGUAACUUCGCCACAGUCCAGUAAAACUGAAAGUGUAAUUUAUUAAGCCCUGAAUUGUUUAAGCACCAAGUCCUUUUCUUUUUAAAGCAGUGAGUCUGUUAGGCUGCUGCUCAACUGUCACUUGCUGGUUUAGAAACUCUAGUAAAAGUCACAGGAGAGAAAGUGCUCUACAAAUGUGAGUUGUGUACAAGUUUUUGUGUGACAUGUAUCGUCAUACCUCUUAGGGGUGGAGUUGUUGGGUCCUGUGUUAACUCUUUAACCUUUUGAGGGGUUACUCAGCUGUAACUAUUUUCCAAAGUGGCUGUACCAUUUUCCAGUCCUACCGGAGUGUGAAAUAGAUUUUUCUUUUUGACUGACUAGGUUUCUAAUGCUCUUCCUGAAACUGAGGUUGAGAUUUUUUGGUUUGGUUUGGUUUGGUUUGGUUUUUAGGCCAGACACAAUCUCUUUUUCAUCGUUGCAUUUUUGGUACAGGCGCAAGAGCACAAUACAUGAGGUUGAAUAAAUGAUCAAGGUGAAGAGAGUCAAACAAAAACUCUGCAUGUUGAUAAGUACUGCAGACAUUUCCCCAGUGGCUAAAGUAGCGUGCAAGUUAUGACGUUGGACCAUUUGGAAUGAAUUUAGGGAAUUGCUUGGUAUGUUGUCUUUGCUGUUGAAGUUGAAUUUGUUUUUUUCUUACCUUCAAGGAACUGUGCUUUCGACUUCUUUGAGUUGCCAUUGUCCAAUGAUGUUCCUAUAUAUCUUACAAGUUUUUGUAUUUUGGUCUAAGGAUUUGCACAGAAAAAACAUUAAAUACCCUUGCUUAAUUGUGAAAAGAAUCAAGAAAGUUCUCAGUUGCUGCUAAUUUGCCUGAAUUGCUUUUUUCCCCCUACUCUUUCCUGUCUCAGGGCUUCUCCUGAUCCAAAGAGGAUGAGGAGACCACGAUGCAGCUUCUCUGUCAUCUGUGUGCUGCUUGGUUAGGCUAAUGCUGCGGCAGGCCUAGGCCACUGCAGAAGAAUCAAGCUGACUCUUGGCAUGAAGCCCCUGGCUUGUGGGGGUUGAGAGGGACACUGCCAUGGCUUCUCUGGAUGACCCAGGGGAAGUGAGAGAGGGCUUCCUUUGCCCUUUGUGCCUGAAGGACCUGCAGUCUUUCUAUCAGCUUCAGUCACACUAUGAGGAAGAGCACUCCGGGGAAGACCGUGAUGUCAAAGGGCAAAUUAAAAGUUUUGUACAGAAGGCUAAGAAAGCAAAGAACAGGCUGUUGAAGCGAGAAGGAGAUGACCGAGCAGAAUCGGGGAGCCAAGGAUAUGAGUCUUUCAGCUAUGGAGGGGUGGACCCUUACAUGUGGGAACCCCAGGAGCUGGGUGCUAUCAGAAGCCAUCUUUCUGACUUUAAAAAACAUCGAGCUGCCAGAAUUGACCACUACGUUGUUGAAGUCAAUAAAUUAAUAAUCAGAUUAGAGAAGCUCACUGCCUUUGACAGAAUGAAUACUGAGUCCGCCAAGAUCCGAGCCAUAGAAAAGUCUGUGGUGCCUUGGGUGAACGACCAGGAUGUCCCUUUCUGCCCAGACUGUGGGAGCAAGUUCAGCAUCCGGCACCGCCGGCACCACUGCCGCCUCUGUGGGUCCAUUAUGUGCAAGAAGUGCUCGGAGCUCAUCAGCCUUCCCUUGGCAAACAAGCUCACCAGUGCCAGCAAGGACUCCCUGAGCACCCACACCAGCCCCAGCCAGUCACCCAGCAGCAUCCAGGGCUCCCGCCGGGGUAGCAUCAGCAGCUUGAGCAGUGUGAGCUCCGUCCUGGACGAGAAGGAUGACGACCGCAUCCGCUGCUGCGCACACUGCAAGGGCACGCUGCUCAAGAGGGAGCAGCAGCUGGAUGAGAGGGAGCACAGUCCCGACAUUGUGAAGCUCUACGAGAAAUUACAGCUUUGCAUGGAGAAAGUUGACCAAAAAGCUCCCGAGUACAUCAGGAUGGCAGCAUCAUUAAAUGCCGGGGAGACAACCUACAACCUGGAACAUGCCAAUGAUGUGCGGAUGGAGGUGCAGAAAGUGUAUGAGCUAAUAGAUGCUUUAAGUAAGAAGAUCCUAACCUUAGGCUUGAACCAGGACCCUCCUCCACAUCCAAACAGCACGCGGCUGCAGAAGAUGAUCAGAUACUCAGCCACGCUUUUUGUGCAGGAAAAGCUGCUUGGUUUGAUGUCACUGCCAACUAAAGAACAGUUUGAGGAACUGAAAAAGAAAAGGAAGCAGGAAAUGGAGAGGAAGAGGAUCCUGGAGAGACAGGCUGCCCUGGAGGCCCAGCGAAGGCUCGAGGAAAGGCGGAGCCACACGGCCCCGCGGGCGGCCAAUGGGGAGGUGGCGGCCCUUCGUGGGGGCCCUGGCCCCGUGAGGAAGGCCGAGGGCUGGCUCCCGCUCUCGGGAGGGCAGGGGCAGAGCGAAGUCUCGGACCCCCUGCUGCAGCAGAUCCGCAACAUCACGUCGUUCAUCAGGCAGGCCCGGGCGGCCGGCCGCGCAGAUGAGGUGCGCACCCUGAAGGAGAACCUGCGGCAGCUGCAGGACGAGUAUGACCAGCAGCAGACGGAGAAGGCCCUGGAGCUGUCCCGGAGGCAGGCCGAGGAGGAGGCCCUGCAGCGAGAACAGCUGCAGAUGCUGUGUGAACGCGAGUGGGAACGGGAGAGGGAGCAGUUCCGGGCGGCGUCCCUGCACACGCGGACGCGGUCCCUGGACUUCCGAGAGGUGCGGCCUUUUCAGCUGGAGCCUGGCCGAGAGCCCCGCUUCCACCCUGCCCACGCUGCGGGUCUCAGCUCUUCGCCAGAUUGGAGCAGUGCGGCUCCCGAGACGCCUUCCCCCAGCGUAGCCCUGGAGCCCGUGCCAGCGUGGUCUGGGCUUCCGGCCCCUGGCCAGGACUCCCUGCCCCCAGGCCCUGGCUCACAGCAGAAUGCCGUGCCCUCCUUCAACCCCUUUGAGGAGGAAGCGCCCCCCGGCCCCCCUGCCGCAGAGCCUGCCUGCCGCCCUUCUGCCUGCGCCCUCAGAGAGUACAAUCCUUUCGAGGAGGCGGAGGCGGCCGUGGCUGUGGCAGGGAACCCCUUAGCUAGCCUGGGCAGCCCGGCGCCCAACCCCUUCGACGAGGACGAUGAGCAGCCCCACCAGAGGCCCGCAAGCCUCCCGGUUCCUGGCAACCCCUUCGAGGACGCCCCCUGCACCAACCCCUUCGAGACGGACAGUGACGCAGUGCCAGAGGCCGAGGGGCCCAUCGAGGAGGAGCUCCUCCUGCAGCAGAUCGACAACAUCAAGGCGUACAUCUUCGAUGCGAAGCAGUGCGGCCGCCUGGACGAGGUGGAGGUGCUGACGGAGAACCUGAGGGAGUUGAAGCGCGCUCUGGCCAAGCAGCAGGGUCCUGACUGAGGGCGGGCGGCAGGGCUGGGCAGGUGGAUGAGGUGGCCCUGACCCGGCAGGGAGCCGCAGUGAUGCGCACACUCCAGGGUUUCCCCACUAUAGCUGAAUAUUUACAUGGUAACGAGAACAGGGAGCACCAGCAUUUAUUUGCCUUUCUUCCUGUUUGUUUUUUUAAAUUGGGUUUUCCCUUAGAAAGGGACUUGACAUUUUCACUACAGUGAUAAAACUAAAUGCAGUUCUCAAACGGCUGCCACCCCCUUAAGGGUGCUUUGGCUCCUGCCUAGUGCUUGGUCAUUAUGCAGUAUUAUGGGGCAGCCUUAGAAAGUGCCCUUCCUUUCACCAAGACAGACAAGAUGGGGUCCUUUCAGCCUUACCCUGCUCUGGCAGAGUCUGUCCCCAGACUUCUAUGGGUUCAUUUCCCCUGGGGCCUUCUCCACCCUGUGUGGCACAUUCCACCCUAUGCAGCCAUCGGGGAGGUACUGCUAAGAAGUUUAGACCUAGGAGAGCCCAGCACCCCUUUUAAAGAGAGGGUGAUGGGGGUGACGUUUCACCAGUCUGUUUUCCCCUCAGCUUAAGUCCUUGUUUGUCUCUUUCAGGAAGUUGAACUCCCAGUGCAGGUGUAUCACUGUGAGUUUGAUCAUGAGCUUUUUAGAAAAAAGGAGUGGCUGACUGGUUGAGGGGGUAGCAUUAUUUGGGGUACAUCUACCCAGAUGGCGCUCUUUGGAAACAAACUGAUGGAGUGAUUGUCUGUCUCUGGAGAAACCUCCCUCUAGAGCUUUGUCAAAAUUAUUCUGAGCUGGGCUUUUUCAGAGAGCCUAGUCUGUCAUUUAGGAAUUGGUGAUCAGGAGUCAGGAGAGUGGAAACUUCCCUCAGUCAGAAGAUAAUUUACAAAACCCAUUGAUCAGCUUCCUUCCCUGUUGGUUCAUCCUGUCCUAACCUGGGACACUGGUGAGAUAUUUUCUUACCAAUGUUUAGUACCAAGAAAGGGAAAUGUCUGAAGAGGCACAAUGCAGGAUUGUUCUGAUAGUGUCUCAGUCCUUGAACUCUUCACCAGUUAAGGGCAUAAAGGGAAAUCGUUAAUUUAGCUCUGGUGCUUUGGUUUACAGAAACAUAACCCUUAACUGACUUUGACAUCAUGACACCCAAGUGUGCUCAGCUCUAGGUGGAGUCCCUGCAGCUACACUUGUUGAUUAAUGAACAAUACCUGGCCACUAGUCACUUUAUACCCCUUAUGUAACGUGGGAGUCACACCCACACUGGUUACUGGUCUGAGAGCUGAAAUUCAUUUUGUUACAUUCUGGGAAGAACCCUGUUGUUCCUGGGAAUGUCAGAAAAACACUGUAGUGUUGAAGUAAUCUGUAUUUGUGUUGACACUAUUUACAUUUGCUUAGCACCUGUCAGAUCUUCAGGCUGACUGAUAAGGUCCUGUAUUGGGGUGUGGGGAUGGGGAGUGGGUGGAGGCUUUGUGGAGGAACCUUGGCAUUGGGGUUCUGUUUCACAAAGGAUGAGUGGGUUCCAGUGUCAGGCAGUUACAAACCCUGCUGAUUGUCAUGGAGGUUUUAAAAGGUUGUCAACUAAGUGCCUAAAAUGUUGCCUGGUCCAGGCUCCUCUUCUUCCUUGAGGCCCAUGCCCUUUGUGCUGUUAUUACCCAGGAGGGUUUCAUGGCUGGCUGUCAUGCCACCCCCUGCCCAGCCUGUCUUUUCUCUCUGACUAAAGAGGAAGGCAUUCCCUGCACCAAAAAGCAGGUUGUUCCAGAAGCUAAAUGCUGCUGUCCAUCAUAAGUACUUUUCUUAUGAGAGUAUCUAUCUUAAUUAGCUGGUGAUUUGGAGACUGGUUUACUGAACAUCCUCUUUUUCUAAAAUCAACCCCAGGUAGCAAUCUGUAAGUAACUAAGAGCAUUGAGAACCACACAUAUAAGAAACAUUUUUUAAAACUUAAAAAAAAAAUCACUAAAUAUACUAACCCAAACUGAAACCCUCUGAUGUGAUUGAACCCUUCUGUGGGUGUAGUCUUCCAUGAACUCUUCCAUUUAAUUCUUCCAUGGCUAUAUUCUCCUAUAAUUGUAGACAUGACAGGCAGUAGGAUUCUCUAACCUCCGCAGUACCAUUUCCUGGAAUUCACCCAGGCACAAAGCUGGAUCACAGAGAUAGGUUAACGUCAGGUAAAAGAUGGCCCAUGAAUUGCAACCACAAUGUCAAGUUCUUACCCCAUGUGAAUAUCUCACCCUUCCUGCAGUCCUUCAAGGCAAACAGCUUCGUCUCACCAGAAAAUGAGCAAGUUCUUAAUCUGGCCCUGGCAGAUCUCCCUCUACAUAGAUCAUGUGAGGAAGAGACCUUGGGGAUUCAGAUACCAAAUGAAGUUGGCUUUUCCUUUGUAUGUCUUGAUUGUAUUUUCCCUGUCUAAUACACUAAGGAUACCUAUUCAUUUUGCUUGCAGCUCAUGAUGUCUUUGCUGUUUCGAUGCUAAAAUGUACCUCUUGAGUCACUGGGAGCCAUGUGGUGGGUUGGACAUUGGCGUAGUUAGGUGAUGGGACUCAACAUGAGAACUGGUCUCUUAACAGGUCAUGGACUGUGAUAGCAGAUUGUGCAUGUCAUCAGACAGUGACGGACAGUUUGAAGGUCACUGGUUUGCAUGCACUGCUCUGGGGCCUUGUAAUGGGACCUUUUUUAAAACAGAUAUUAGUGGUUGUGUGUGUGUGUGUAUGUACACGCAUGCUGCAAGAGAGGAUCACCAGAUAACAUCCCCAUACCCCUUCCUUAAUGACCCUCUGAGUAUCAGAAGAAAGCCCCAGCUCCUGGGUUACUUGUGUGGUUAAGGCCUCUGGAUAAAAGGUCCCUGGGCUUUUUACGGGAUAAAUGGGGUUCCAGUUCUGCCUGUAUCCCUUGUUAUUCCUGCAGUAUGGAUUAAAGGAACUGUUUCACUCUAGUGCAAAACCCUUUACAAUCCACCAUCCCAUUACAUGCUGGAAGAAACAGGCUCAGAGAGGUUGAGGAACCUUACAGCUGCCGUUUGUGCCAGACACUGUGCUGUAUUUUCACACCUCCCUCACUUAGCUCUACCAGCAGGCCUAUGGGGUAGGAACUCAUAUUCAUCUGGCAGACGAAGAAACAGGUUGAGAAAGGUUAGCCUGGUUGGGGUCACACAGCCAGUGCUGGAAUGAGGAUCUAAGGCCUUGUCUGCCUGACUCUGCCCUAAGUAGCAAGGACCACUCGAUCUGAUCAGGUGUGGCAGGAGCGCUCAAGCAUGUGUCUGGCCCUGUCAUAGCAGAAACUGGCAGUGGGCAAAGAUGUCGGGAGUUGCUAAGUGGGUUUUUGAUACUGAUGUCAUUUGGGCUUUUGAAACAGCCCUCCCCAGGACCUCUGUAGAUUACUAAACCAAGAGGGGAUGAUAUUUAGUGCUCACUGUGAGCAGGAGAGAACGCUAAGUAUUGUGCAUGGAUUACCUCAUUUAAUCCUCCCAGCAACCCAGUGUACAGAUGAAGAAAUGAGUGUGGUGAGGUUAAGCUUGCCUGGGGCUCUUCAGCUCAGGUCUGUCUGACUCUAAAACCCAAGCUUCCCUGGCCUGCUUCAUAUACGGACACUCACAUUUCAGUUGUGGGAUGGUGUAUUUCAUCCCUAAGAAGCACCUUAUGUGGACUUGAAAAUCAAAAGCUUUUUUCUGCCUAAAACUUUCAGUAGCCAGGUGCAGUUUUAAAAGUAUCUCAGAAAGGACUUUUGGUUUCCGCUCAGGCAUGCAAAGAGUUUAGAAGUUGUCACUCUUGUCCUACAACAGUUAAAAACUAUACAGAAAAAAAACAAACAAUGACUUUUCUUGGAUCCAUCAGACAACCAAGUUUGCAGGGCAAACUGCAGCCUCAAAAUCUGGAGAGAGAGGUGAAUCCAGAGUCACCACUGACAGCUGCUUAACAUGGAGCAGGAGCCACUCAGCCAUGGCUGGUAGGAACACUUUUGAUGAACUAGUGGAGGCUGAGUGUGGUCCAGCAUGGGAGUGAGAAAGUCCUGGAGACCACAGCCUACGGGAUACCCCACACUUUCAUGGGUGUUGCCUCCAGGAACCUCUCCUGGUUUUCACAGUGGAUUGCUGAGAAAGAUCCCCUGGUGCCUCUGGCAGGGUAUGGGGAAGAGUAUUCUUUGUAAAAUAAACUCGGAGCAUUCCCAAGGGGCAAGGCUUAUCUGCCUUACCAGUGGCUAAUCCCACCUAGGGAAGGCCCUUCUUUCACCCAAGUCCCUUGUAGGCUUCCUGUCUCAUCUAAAUGGAGGGAAGGUGUGAUAUAAUGGGUUAUAAAAAUAUAUAUAUUUGGUCAUUCAUGUGACCAAGUAUGUCUUUUCCAGGUGUAUUUUGUCUUCAAAGUUCCUGAAAACACUGCAGUCUUAAAGGUGGAACAGGUGUUUUGUCAUGUUAAUGAGAGACUUUUGGACCCCCAGGCAAGGGCAGGGGCUGGAGGUUGGAUUGGCCAAUGGCCAAUAAUUUAGUCAGGACUAUGCAGUGAAGCCCUCACAAAACCCAGGAGAAGAGCUCUCUCACUCUGCUCAGUGGGAUCCUGCUCCUUGGUUGGAGAGAGCUCCUAUGCUUGGGGAGCCAGAACAUCUCCACAUGCCACGGAGCCAGGCCUGAAGCUCCGCGAGGAUAGACGCUCCUUCCUUUGGGACCUUGCCCUUUGUCUCUCUUCACCUGGCUGUUAACUUGUAUCCUUCACAGUAUCCUUCAUUAAACUGGUAAACAUGU